GAGCAUCAAACAAUGUGAAUCACUUGACUUUGUGACCAUCCAUGGCUUCACUCACGUGUCUCCACCCAACUCACCCUCUUCUUCUUCAUCUCGGUUCAGCUCUUCCCGCCAUUUCCAACCGCUGCUUCAACUAUUCCUCCUCACUGAACCGGACCCUCUCUGCAAAAUCUCCUCGAACAGCUCCUCCACGCGCCAUGACCAAGCCUAGUUUCUCACCAGCUGAAGACCAAGUUGCUUCUCCUGGUGAUUUUGAAUUUGUGCCACCCCUGAGAAUUGUGGAGUAUCCAGACCCGAAAUUGAGGGUCAAAAAUAAGCGCAUAGUUACCUUCGAUGAUAAUCUGAAGAAGCUUGUCCACGAAAUGUUUGAUGUUAUGUACAAAACUGAUGGUAUUGGUCUCUCUGCACCUCAAGUGGGAGUUAAUGUUCAACUCAUGGUGUUCAACCCAGUUGGUGAGCGUGGUGAAGGAGAGGAGAUUGUUCUUGUAAACCCAAGGGUUAGCAAAUACUCAAAGAAAUUGACCCUAUUCAACGAGGGCUGCCUAUCUUUCCCUGGAAUUAAUGCUGAUGUAAAGCGACCAGAAUCUGUGAAGAUUGAUGCACGUGAUGUUAAUGGAACUAGAUUUUCAGUCAACUUGUCUGACCUUCCUGCACGAAUAUUCCAGCAUGAAUUUGAUCAUCUACAGGGAAUUCUUUUCUUUGACAGAAUGAGUGAAGAUGUUCUUGAUAGUAUUCGUGGGCAAUUACAGGCCCUAGAAAAAAAGUACGAGGGAAUGACUGGACUCCCAAGCCCUGAAAAGGUAGAGAACAGCAAAAAGAGAAAGGCUGCGGUUGGUUUUGGGAAAUGAUUAUCUUCAAGGUCAAUAUUUAUAACACUGAAUUUAUCACAUAAAGACAUUUCUCAGGGUGGACUUCCUUGUCUAGAAUUGUUUAUGCAUACUGAUCACAAGACACCUCUAUUAUAAACAAUGCCAGCGUCAGUUGUUCAUGUUGCCCUAAAGAAGAGAACUGUCUCGAAGAGAUAUUUCCUAUUGAUUUAUUGGUUUUAAUUGUGGUUCUUGAGGUCACCUGUGGAGUUGAUUUUUUAUUUUUAUAGGCAUUUACUAUGUAUUAUUUUGGGAGUUAUUACCUGAUAACAGCUCAUGGAAUGGAAGAAAACCUUUUUUUAUAUGGUUUGCUCUCAACAUCCCAAAGGCAAUAAUUGUUUGUAAUAAAAGGGCCAAUUUUAGUUUCAUA
Messenger RNA from Vigna umbellata (rice bean), 1233 nucleotides. It is a transcript of the gene PDF1B, whose product is annotated as peptide deformylase 1B. Lineage: Eukaryota; Viridiplantae; Streptophyta; Magnoliopsida; Fabales; Fabaceae. Gene Ontology annotation, cellular component: chloroplast. Gene Ontology annotation, biological process: peptidyl-methionine modification. The record is from RefSeq and is a predicted model, not a curated record. Gene Ontology annotation, molecular function: peptide deformylase activity.